Babesia sp. Xinjiang is the source of this 966-nucleotide messenger RNA. RefSeq lists its product as uncharacterized. The transcript has 4 exons. The record is from RefSeq and is a predicted model, not a curated record. The coding region runs from base 1 to 966 and encodes 321 amino acids. Lineage: Eukaryota; Apicomplexa; Aconoidasida; Piroplasmida; Babesiidae.
AUGGCGACUCGUGGAUGGGCAACUCUACCCGAAAACCGACACAAUGGAGUAGUUCAGAAAAACAACCAGGACAACAUGGAAGAAGGCGAUGACAAAAGUUUGCAACCAUGUUACCACUUCGAAGAGGAUACCGUACCGGAAAAUCUUUUGGAACUAACAACAAGCUACUGGAGAAGGUUAAGAUUUGCCAAACCACUAACACUCACCUAUAAUGUGGACAAGGCAGUAGAAUGCCGUCUCAAGGACACUUUGUUGGCAGCAUCAGUUAAGGUACAACCGAAGGUUGACGAUAAAACUCCACAACGCGAAAAAACCGAAGAGAUAUCAGCUUGUUAUAUAAAUAUGAACGCAGCCGACGAAGAAAUGGAAAAAAUAGUCGAUUCUGUACUAUCAGCUGAAGAACCAUUCGACGCUAUAAUGGUAGAUAUCAACUUGACAGGAGAUAUGCAGUCGACGAAUGUUGCCCGUAUGGACGAAAUGUCAUCAUCGAUAGCGGUAAGCAAACACAGGAAGUACACAAUAUUCGAAACAGACAUGUACCCAGUACUGAUUGACGCCCGUGAAAACGAGGGUGCUGUGUUCUCAGAGCUACCCAGAAUAUUCAGAAAAGUCAAUGGCUUCGAUGUAGUGACGGGUGCUCUUAUAGCAGCCAUGAUCUCCGUUUCACCAGGAAACCCAAUGCUGGCCUCAAUCACUGCUGUUUUGGGAAUCGAGUACAGCGCUAAAAAAUGUGCCGACAUAUCUGAAGGACCUGGAUCUCUGGUUAGUAGUUAUACACAAACUGCUCAAUAUACACAGGCUGUAAACUUUACAGACAAGAUGCACACCAUAUCUGUAUCACCGGAUAACCUUCUUCAACACAACAUCACGCUGAAGCUCUACAAGCAAAUUGAUGGACUACUCAGUGAAGAUGAAUUCGAGGAGGGGAUGCAGUCAGAUUUGGAUUGUGUCAUAGAUUCACCAUAA